Liolophura sinensis is the source of this 2403-nucleotide messenger RNA. Its product is annotated as U6 snRNA-associated Sm-like protein LSm2. Gene Ontology annotation, biological process: mRNA splicing, via spliceosome. Lineage: Eukaryota; Metazoa; Mollusca; Polyplacophora; Chitonida; Chitonidae. Gene Ontology annotation, cellular component: P-body; U4/U6 x U5 tri-snRNP complex; Lsm1-7-Pat1 complex. The record is from RefSeq and is a predicted model, not a curated record. Gene Ontology annotation, molecular function: RNA binding.
AUGGGAUCCUGCUAUGACUAUUUGUUCUACUCGUUUUUCAAAUCUCUGGUGGGCAAAGAUGUCGUAGUGGAGUUGAAAAAUGAUCUCAGUAUCUGUGGCACACUUCACUCAGUGGACCAGUUCCUCAACAUAAAGCUGACAGACAUCAGCGUGACGGACCCUGACAAAUACCCACACAUGUUGUCUGUGAAGAACUGCUUCAUCAGAGGCUCGGUUGUGAGGUAUGUGCAGCUGCCGGCAGACGACUGCGACACACAGCUGCUGCAGGAUGCAGCGAGGAAAGAGGCAGCGCGGAACAAACAGCGAUAACACAGGUUAUCAUGACAACCACAUGGGCAUGGUCCAGCGGGGUCGGAAUGUAGCAUGGAUACCGAGAAACUGCUGUCCAGUUUAUGUGCUGGAGACCGACCAGUGGGAGCCUCGCGGGGGGCUUUCUUAUUCAGGGACAUCAGGACUAUCAGUCUCGACAAUCGCCUCUGAGCAUGACUGAUUGAAUGAGCUGAGUGAUUAGCAGCUCUGUGACUGUUCUCAGAAAUUUCUUUGUACUAGAUAUGCUCAUUUUGUGAAGGACAAAUUGAUGUGAUCAGAUCAUGACAGAUGCCAAGACUAAUGGAAGAACUGCCAAAUCAUUACAUGAAGGGAUACAAAAUCGAUGCUGAUUGGCUGACAGUGGCGAUCAAAUCUUCUGGGACACACCUUGCAGCUUUGGUCAUGCCUGAAUAAAACUGUCACAACAAACACUCAGCUCAUGGUCUCUCACACUAGCCAAUCAGAAACAAUUCUGUAUCCCAUUAGCAUUUAGCGUGGUAUUUUAUGCUAACACAUAUGGGAAACCACCAAGGAUUCAGCAUGGUUUUUAUGUGAUGUUUUUUUUUAGUUUUCUCUUGUGUUUAAUAAACUUUAUACUCCUUAUGCUCGUUAAUGAUAUAUAAAGCUGCAGGAGACUGGCAGCCAUGUUUCAUCUUUAAAGGGCGUCAUCUUUAAACUUGAACUGCAGAACAUAUUAGGAUCAUGUAAACAAAUGAUAAUUAGAAAUACUCUGCAGUUCUUAAUUUUCGCAUAUAACUAAUGUUCGUGGAUUUUGCGGUCAAUAAUUUACCAUGAAAAAUAAUUCCAGCGAAAAAAAUAAUGUAGUAGUCAUAAUGGAGUGAAACUUUGCCAGGGUGACGGUAGUUGCGCUAAGAAAGCCCGACGGGCCAUCUAAAUUUCUUAACAGUAGGAAAGGGAAAUUAUGGUUUAAAUAUAUUCAGACUCUGGUGCUAAGGGCUGGUGGGUAUAAAACAAAGUGGUUUAUUUGUCUUUAGUUUGAUCAAUCUUCGCUAUACCCAUAAAGUGAAAGAAAAGUACUCGCUAUCCCAUUGGCUAUGUCUCUCCUGUGGUCCAAUGAGUGAGCUUCUAACAAAUUGUGAAGUGUGUACAACAACACAAUGGCUGUUUGACAGCUACGGCAAUGUUUGCGCUUUCUGACCUGCAGCAGAGGACGAUUAAAACUGAAAACAAGGCAGAACUUACCGUGUUGAUAAAGAAUGAGUGACCAGCGCCAAUAAUGGUGAAUUCAUAUGUUUUGCAUUAAACGGCUUAAAAGGUGACAGGUCACUUUGCCCUGUGUUUGAAAGUACUCAUCAAUGAUUUGAAAAGAAGUGACACCUGUUUGAGUACUGCUCACAGUACUGCUCACAGUAGGGGCAAAAGUAAUCUUCUUAUAUAGUGAUAAUCCAUCCCCAUUGUUUUAAUCUCUGAUCUAGAUCACGAGGAUUAGCGACACUGCCGGAAACAAAAGAGGAUUAAAGCCACUCAUGAUGAUACCUGUUUUACUUACUUGAAUGAUUUCAGCUAUAUUAUGUCUUGGAAGAUUUUAAGAUCUGUUUUUCAGUAUUCUCUUAAAUAUGCGAAAAUUAAUUCCCGCAAACAUAUUUUUUAAGAAAAUCUGGGAAAAUAAAUUCCUGCGAAUAAUAAGUACUGUACAGUAAUAUUCCCUCAAUACCAAAUAAAUAUUUAGCCAACCUGUGGAUUAUGCAGGCGUAGCUAAUGUCAAAGCCCGAGCGUAAAAUAACCAUGAAAGCAAUGUUAAGGUAACAUCAGGUGUAAUAUUCCAAAAAGUACUGCAUGUAUUGAGCUAAGGUUUUGUGUGCAUGUAAUGCACCAUAACAUGAGGGGAUUCUGCCAGUGUGUAUCAUGAUGGGACUGAUAUGGGCAAUAAACGAAAAAUUGGAAAGGAGACCCCCUGAUUUCAAAUUUUGGCUUAUUCCGUCUCCUGUAUAAAUCAAUCACAUUAUUGAUUUAUUGAUAUCAUCAAGAUAUGAAAUAUGGCUUAUGUGGUGUUAAGCUAUAAACAUUCAUUCAUUCAUUCACAUGAUGUUUUCAAACUGUGGACAAGGUAGGUUAGCCGAGCACACUGGCAAU